Mycosarcoma maydis (corn smut) is the source of this 1302-nucleotide messenger RNA. RefSeq names its product HSP70/90 family co-chaperone CNS1. The transcript has a single exon. The record is from RefSeq and is a predicted model, not a curated record. The coding region runs from base 1 to 1302 and encodes 433 amino acids. NCBI's taxonomy places the organism in Eukaryota, Fungi, Basidiomycota, Ustilaginomycetes, Ustilaginales. Gene Ontology annotation, molecular function: Hsp90 protein binding.
AUGGCCGUCAUUGAAGCCAUCCAAGAGUCGACAUGCUCUCAGCCGCAACCUUUGAGCACGAGCCGAGCACCGCUGCCCAAACCACCUCCUCGAUCAGGCGAUUUUAGCUAUGCGCAACCCUCGGAUGGCGCGCCUCGCGAUCUGGAAUCCACACUGAAAUCGUGGGAUUCCGUUCCGCUCUUCAUGAAGGACCUUGGCUCUGGCUCUUCGGAAGCGGCCAACGAUACUGCUCUGGAAGCUUUGCAGUCGCUUGCGUUUGACGGAUCGCCCGACGAGGUAGCAUCCAACUUCAAGUCGCAAGCCAACGACUACUUCAAGGCGAAACGGUACCGUGAAGCAUUGGGUUUCUACACGCAAGCCAUCGAUGCCAACCCCGCCGACCAAACGUUGCUCGAGACGCUGCAUGCUAACCGUGCAGCGUGCCAUCUGGAACUGCAGAACUACGGCGCUACAUUGAGAGAUACGAGCAAAGUGCUCGGAUUGAACGCCAACAACGAAAAGGCCUACUACCGAGCCAUCAAGGCGUUACUGGCGUUGGAUCGAUACCAAGAUGCGAUCGAAUGUGCCAAGCUAGGCUUGAAAGUCAACGCGGCGAAUUCGGCUAUCGCUUCGCUCAAGCUGCAAGCCGAGCAGAAGCACAAGCUUGCUCAGACGAGGCAAGAGGAAAACGCCGAGAGGAAGCGAAGGCAAGAUCUGCUAUCCAAGGCUCUGCAGAACGCAUUCUUGGUUCGAGGCUUGUGGUUAGAAACAACGCCUCGACCACCAGACAAUCCGCAAGCUGCGCACUUUGAUGUGCAGUCUCUACGCGGUACAGCUUCGGAUCCCGAGAUGCCCUUGACAACAGCCAAGGCCAAGAGCUGGACACCACCGGAUGUGAUUCGCACACCACUCGUGCUUCCGGUCUUCUUCAUCUACCCGCAAUAUGCACAGAGCGACUUGAUCACCGACUACCACGAAGAUACGCCGUUGUCGAGCUACCUCUCCACCAUGUUCCCCACCGAAGCGCGCGGCUCGCUGCGCUGGGAUGUGAACGCGGAAUACUACGACACCAACCUGCAAGUCUACGCCACCACGCGAAAGCACAGGCUGCUCAAGCUGGGCCGCAAGCUCUGCUUGCGAGAGAUUAUGGACCAAGCUUUCCAACAGGCCGAUCCUGCUAAAGGCGAGCACGCGGUCCGCGAUAGAGACGGCCUCAUCAUGCGCGACGGCAUCCUCAGCUUGGUCGUGCUUCCCAAAGGCAACGCCGAGCAGGCGUGGGUGCAAAAGUUCAAGGCCGACAGACAAACUAUUCUGAACAAGUAG